Schistocerca serialis cubense is the source of this 1776-nucleotide messenger RNA. RefSeq lists its product as uncharacterized. The coding region runs from base 111 to 650 and encodes 179 amino acids. Lineage: Eukaryota; Metazoa; Arthropoda; Insecta; Orthoptera; Acrididae. The transcript is spliced from 2 exons. The record is from RefSeq and is a predicted model, not a curated record.
GUACCCAGCACUCCAGUAGCGUGCCGGACUUCCACGGAGACGCCGGCGUAUGACGUCAUCUGCCCCGGUCCAGGAGUUCGCGCUGUCUCGCCGACUCCAGCUAAGUCGAGAUGCACGUGUGCUGGUGGCGGCUGAUCGUGGCGAUGGUGGCGCUGCCACUGGUGGCGGGCGUGGUCAUCAUCCUCAUGUGCUUUGUCUGCUGCCCGCUGCUGUGGAAGGAGAUACCCAAUACGGAGCAGAGCGACUACUACCGCACGCCGCUCUACGUGGUGGGAGUGUUGGCGCUGUGGGUGCUCUUCGCCAUCGGCAUCUUCUUCCUCUGGUGGCGCCGCAAGCCCAAAGUGAUCGUCGACGAUUCCACUGAAGUGAUCGUCGACGAGCCCAUCAAAGUGAUCUUCGACGAGCCCAUCAAAGUGAUCUUCGACGAGCCCGCCAAAGUGAUCGUCGACGAGCCCGCCAAAGUGAUCGUCGACGAGCCCGCCAAAGUGAUCGUCGACGAGCCCGCCAAAGUGAUCGUCGACGAGCCCGCCAAAGUGAUCGUCGACGAGCCCGCCAAAGUGAUCGUCGACGAGCCCACCAAAGUGAUCGUCGACGAGCCCAGCAAGGUGAUCGUCGACGAGACCACCUUGCUCCCUGCCGCCGUGGCGUGACGGCCCGUCCACUUGCCGGUACCUCCGAGACGCGACGUAUGGCUGUGACAUCAAUGAGGCCACUUUGUCACGUUUUGGUAGGCCACUGGGAUGUACAUCUCUCCUGGAAUUGCGACCUUCAUAUUGACGAUCCAGCAUUAUAUGGAACAAAUCUCCACAUUACUCUGCAAGUUUUCAGCUGACACACAGGUGUUUGUACCUGAGGCUCCAGUUGCGAUUCGUGCUAUGCGAAAAUUUUUUGUCGAUGCGGAGCUUCUCUUGCUACAAACAAUGCAAAGAGCGCGAAAACACUGCAGGGGAAGGUCGAUUUACUCAGUUGUAUGGCACCCCAUACUGUACCCUAAUAUGAAGAAAAUACACUCUAAAACAGGAAAAGGAGACAUGCCACGAAGAAAUUAUCCGAAUGGGACGGAAAUCGGUAGAAGUGAUGUACACAUGCAUACACACUAAUGAUUGGAUGUACCGCAAAACUGGAUGAUAUUUUCACGAGAAAGUCCUUCACACACUGAACAAGUCAAGAUCUCGUUAGUCCAACUUUGGCCGAUAUGCGGGCAACUUUUCACGACAUCCCUAAGGAGGACAUCCAGUAACGUAAUCAAUCCAUCGCAAGCUGAAUAACUGAGUGCAUAAGGGUCAGAGAUUGAAUUCCUCAAUUUGUUGAGUGCUUUCUGUUGAAUAAAUCAUCCAAUGUUUCUAAAAUUGUACCUUUGUUUGUUUGCCUGUACACUUACAUCGUAAUUACCGUGUUCCGACUCAUUCGGAUUUUCUCUUGGAGUGUAAAUUCUAAAACCGACAUUUAUAAUUUUCUAUUGUGCCAUAAGAGGUUUUGUUUUAUAGUUUCGUGAAAUACAGAUUGACAAAUAACUGCACAAUACAGGUGAAUGUUUCUCAACCCAUUCCCAUAAUGGUCACAGAGAGAAAGAUGAUGGCCAUUGUGUUUUGAAGUCUGGUACGAGACUAUGAAUUUCUCUCACAGAUGUUCUGAUAGGCAGUCAGAAGUGGUUUUUACUCUCAGUAACACUUAAAUAAAACUAGUUUGUGCAUCAUUCUCAGUAAGUUACAAAUAACAUUUUCAAAAAUCACUGUACACAUCCCACUACAGCGUUCAAUAAAAUAUUUAAAACAA